Molecule: messenger RNA, 1194 nt
Organism: Adineta ricciae
Lineage: Eukaryota; Metazoa; Rotifera; Eurotatoria; Adinetida; Adinetidae
Source: the annotation of a GenBank genome assembly
AUGAUCAAUCUUUCAGCUAAUAACGAAUCAUUACGUUCGGUGAAAUCGAACGAACAACGUUUGAAAUCACUUGAAGAAUAUGAGCGAGAAAAGCAGAAGAAGAAACGUUUGAUCAAAGAAUCAUUAACUCAACAGCAAAACAAAACACAUUUUAAAUUCGAUUCGGAUGAUGAUGAUGCAGCUCAGCCACAACCGAAGAAAUUUGUUGAGAAAAAAAUACAAUUAUUUGAUGAUAAUGAUCCACCCAACAUCGAAGAACAUUUUGCUAAGAAGAAAAUUCCGAAGAAAAGAAAGAAAUUGCAAGAUCUUCAAGCACGUUUGACCACAACAAAUGAUCCUCGUUUUCAAUUUUCGGAAAAAUUUCUCGAUGACAAAGACCGCACAGCUAACGAUGAUGACGACGACGGCGAAGACGAAACUGCUGAUCCAAAUAAAGAGAUUUCAUUUGAAGAAGAAAGGAAAAAGUCGCUCGCAAUUCUUGAUCAAAUAGCCGGUACGAAAAAGCCGGUCGUAAAACCCACAAGUAAAAUGAUUCGGUUUGAUCCAAGUAAAACCGAACAUCGAAUUUAUGAACUCGAGUCUCAAAGUAAACUCGAUGACAACCAGUUCGAUUCAUGGGAAGAUGAUCAAUCCAAAUCAAAAGCAAAGCAAAUAACACCUGCUGUUGAUUCAUCAAGAGUUUAUAAUUUUGAUCAAACAAAACUAAAAUCAAUGUUUGAUAAAACAUUGAAUCCAACGAGUACCUCGAAUGGUAACAGUUCAUUUCAAUUUCAAUUUUUCGUCAAUAAAGAACCAGUGAAUUUACCUACGCCAAAAGCACCCACAACGUUAACUAAACCGAUAUCUAAUGGAAAAGCAAAAGCGUUUUUGAGUAAACCUGAUGAUACAUCAAGCGAUGAAGAUAAUCAUGAGAAAGAAUCAUCAGCCGAAGAAACUCAAACGAAAGAUGAAGUCGUCAAUAAUACAUUUUUCUUCUUCGACAUCGAUAGUCGAUUGAAAGAUGGAUUGGAGAGUUUCGUGCGUACAGAAGAUUUAAAUGAAUUGGAACGAUCAUGGCCAACCAAACGAAAAGAAAUCGCUGAAGCACUUCGAACGAAACAUCGCAAAGCGAUUCAACGUAAGGACAAACACCGAGUGUUCAACCAUCGUCAUCGACAUCGACAGCAAGCAGCGCCUAAAUCUGAAGUUGAUUGA